AUGGCACCCUCGAAUGUCUUUUCCUACCUCAGGCCCGGCCAUGGCAAGCGCAAUGCUUCGGGCUCCUCCACCAUCGCUUCGCCAGAUCCCGCAGUCGCCGAUAUAACCUCUCCCAAUUUCGCCCCGCCCUCCGUCCAGUCGCCAGAGUACUUCACGUCGCCGCGCAUACCUGACAAUGCGAGCUUCGCAUCUGCGUCCCCCGUAUCGCCCUAUCCUCCCCAGCUUCCACCAAUCCCGCGCGUUGCAUCUCGAGUGAAGAAGAAUGGGCCAAGGCCCAGCCUUGCCAGUCCCCAGUAUUCGCAUGGAUCAACGGGAGCGGUGUCGUCACCCGUCGUGGAGGAGAGAAGUUUCCUCUCCCCUACUCAGCUUCGGCGCGAACAACUGUCUCCGGGACUCGAGAGUUUGCGCCCGUCUUCCAGAUCAACGAACGCCAGCUCCAUCACCGGCCUUCGUUCUCCGGGACAAAAGACACCGCCAGCGUCAUCCUCGUCGUUCCUUUCCCCCACCAACAUGUCGUACUCGACGAACUCCAGAUCUCAGACAUCGCUCGGGAGCGGGACGAGUGACAAGCUAUCAAAUAACCAAAUGGCGACACCCCCACCCACAGCACCGGCAGGGAGGUCCACCAAAUCCCGGCUCAACAUCAGGAAUCCCAUGUCAUUGCUGAUGCGUCGAAGGUCCGGACCGGCGCUGGACCCUCUAUCAGACGAAGCAAUUGUCACCCAUCGAAACCCCUCCACGAUCGUCCCACCCAUGUCAGACAACUACGAUCCCAGUAUCCGUGGCCGUAUCGUGCAUGACUUCAGCGCGCCGCGCCAGAACCGGAACUUUUCUCACAACAAUGCAUAUGGAGGCAGUGACCAGGCGCAAGUCGAUAAUGGUGUAGAGUACGGUCGGCAGAGCCCUGCCAAAGUAGAACGGGAGCAUACACCCGUGUUCCGCGAACAUUUUGACGAUGACACCAGCUACGAACAGUCACAAGCCGCCAUCAGAGCAGAGCAGCUAGCGAAUAAGGGCUUCAUCGCCAGGAACUCAUGGCAACCACCGCCGGAGAGGAAUUCAUGGAACUCGCCCUCUGCUAAAUCGCCUCCACCACCACCUCCACUCCCGAAAGACUCGCCUCCCCCUCCUCCAAGACAGCAACCCCAAUCUCCGCCACCAGUCAUACAAGAAACUGCCGUGGAGUUCGAAUCUUCGAUACUGUCCCCAGUCAUGGAGACUCCCACAAUGGCCGAUGCACCCACCGAGAUCUCGCCCAGGAAAAGGAAGUCAACCAAAACACCGCCUCCAGCAAGGUCGAGAGCUCCGUCGCUAUCAGACCCAUCAUUCAUACCCGCUGGUUUACCAAAUCACCUCACAAGUCGAGCGUCUAGAUUCAGCUUCCAGAUCGCCGGCACGGACAACUCGCAAGAGAAGGAGUUGGAGGAUAGACACAAACAGAAAGCGGCGGAGAAGGCAUCCAAGGAGAUCCGCAUGUCUACAAAUUCAAUGGACGACGCCUACGACGAUUACGAAGAUAUGGACGACUUUGACAUGGACGGCGGUUAUGAAGAGGAGAUCCCAAUGCUCGGCGAUGACGACGGCUAUGGCGAUCCGACGAUGGCCCCAGGUAUGGGUGGCUUUGACUUUUCCUCACUUUCAAUAAACGCAAACAACCCAAUGAGCCCUCUCGGAAUGGCUGGGGAGCCACAAACGCCGUACGACGCCAAUGGCAAUGUAAUUGGCUUCGCGCUGUCAGAGAGCAUGACACAGAACAUGCACAUACCUGGUGUCGGGUAUAAUCUGAAUCAAAUAAACGCGCCCGCAGAUGCAGUUCACGGCCUCGGUAUAGUCGAUGCUCACCGAGGGCUUGAGGCGGAAGCGAAUGAUGAGUCACCGGAUGACACCAGUGCUGCUGCUUCAAAUAUGCUGGGGUAUGAGGAUGAUCUGGGUGAUGAUAUGUAUUUCGAUGAUGGUAUGAUUGAAGAACAGGGAGACAUGGAUGCUGGAGAGUUUGAUGAAAACGUAUUCGACGACCCAACGGGUCCUCUUUUCGACCGAAAAGUCAAGUCGCCAACCGAAGAGCAAUUACUUGAUAAUGCAGCUCUGUCAUCACAACUACCAGCCGAAGCCUCCUUGGAUGCUGGCUACGAGGCAGACGAUGACUUGACACGACAGAUAAACAAAUCUGAACCGUCCCUCGCUCACAAAACAUCCAUGGCUCAUCAAAGGCCAACUGUAGACUUCAGCAACAUCAAUACGUACCACAGCGCCCUGGCCGACGCCGCCAACCGUGCUGAGGCAGAGGGUCGAUUCGCACGCAAGCCAAGCAUUGACAGUGCACAUCCACCCUCUGAGAUGGACGAUGCAUCUUCCCAGAGUGGUUCACGCCCGAGCCUUAUCCCAGAUGACGGCCGCUUCAGCCAAGAGACCGCAGGCUUUCCACAUGACGAUGACCUAUACGGCGUAAGCUCUGGUUUCAUGGACGAUUACGACUACAGCGACUACGAUUCUACCCUCGAAGAUGACCCCAUGAUUGCUGCUGCCAAUGCAGAAGCACUUGCGAAUGAUUACGAAGGCUUCUAUGGACAGGAGUUUGGAUUCUACGCGAAUGCACAGGGAGACACGAUGAAUACUUAUGGUGGUUUCUUCGGCUCGUCUGGCUUGGGCCGCAGUGUAAGUGGGCGGAACGCAGUCCGAGAGCCAAACCUGACACCUAUUACCGAGCGGAGUGAAUACAGUACCCGCAAUUCUUUCAUCAGUCUGAAUCAUUUCCGGGAUAGUCAACAGCCAAUUCAAAGUCCUGGACUGGCACAACUGGCAAGAAUGAGUCCCUAUGGCUGGAGAGAGGAGGAGCCAGACAUGAGCCUGGAUUCCCUGAUGAAGCUGCGCAAGGGCACAUUCGGUGGCAGUACGGCCAGUCUGGGUGGUACACCUAGCUCGACGGGCAACAGUCCUAGGAAUUCGAGUCCGAUGGGCAUGCAAUUCCUGCCGCGAACGUCCAGCCCGCUGCCCAACAACACCGUCUCACAUCCUGAUUCCUCGGAGGUGCCUGAAAGCGACGAUUCGGGUGGUAUAGACGAUGGGUACGAUGAUGACGUUCUAGAUGCAAUUAACGACAUGUCGGGAGAAUAUUCGGAUGAGGAGGAUGAUCCAAAUAUGACCAAGCCCGAAAGUCCUACCCUGACCGCAAAGGAAUGCUCUUCAUUAUCGAGUCUCCCGUUGUCCUCCGAUAGGGACGACAUACCUCCAUUGCCGCAGAUACUGCCUCUACACCCGCACGCCCCCAGGAUGGCAGUCUCGUCACCUCUCGCAAACGUCCCUCUUCAAUCGUCACCACCAACGAUGCCCCUUCCUUCUCCACCACUCCCCCUGAAUGUUCACACAGGCCAUCAAUCGGCAUCCACCUACUCACCCUCUGAUCCUCAGUCCAUCGACCUGAGUCUCCCAUCGCCACUAGCAUCAGCCUCAGCCCAGCACCGCGGCUCUUUCGGCCUCAUCUCGCCCAUCUCGACAACAUCCCCAAUGACGCCCGGCGGCUCCACGGGCUGGAAAGCCGGACACAGCCGCAAGGGCUCCGACAGCGUCACCUACGUCCGCGAGCACGACGAACUUGGCGGCGACCGCUGGGUCCUCGAGCGUAGGCGUACAGCGGAAAGCGGGGAGCUAGAACUGAUCGGCAGGGAGAUCGUCGAGGGCGGAAGGAUCUAA
Aaosphaeria arxii CBS 175.79 is the source of this 3690-nucleotide messenger RNA. RefSeq lists its product as uncharacterized. The transcript is spliced from 2 exons. The coding region runs from base 1 to 3690 and encodes 1229 amino acids. Lineage: Eukaryota; Fungi; Ascomycota; Dothideomycetes; Pleosporales. The record is from RefSeq and is a predicted model, not a curated record.